GCCUUUUCUAGGAAACUCCAGCCUAAGCAAUGCAGAGUUGAAAUGUAGGUGUAGCCUAAUUUGAAUGUGUCCAUCAAAAAGAGGGCGGGUAUAGUAGGCGGAGCGUAAAGCAGGGAAGAUUUCAGCUGCUGUUGGGGGGCGCCAGUAACAGUUUCUUCUUGGUCUUUCUUUUGGAAGGAAAUAUCAGAGUGCAUGGACAAAUGUUCUAAGCCCUGGGACAUAGGAAUAAAGCAGAAGAGGACCUUGCCCUCAUAGACCUUACAGUCUAAUAGCAGGUGUUUGCUGAAGGCAGUUUACUCAGAUCACUAUCACCUGGAAGUGGUUGAUAUAUCCUGGUACAAACCUUCAAGGAAGAAGCAACACGACAAUAUGGACCAGCAACUGAAGAAAAAGGUAAAGACUUGUGGCUGGAAAGGCUUGGGUAGAAGAGCCUUCAGUGGGGAUAAACCAAAGCCAUCCAAGCCACGGCCAGCCCAACAAGAACCUUUUGACAUGCCAUGGGCCUUAGAAGAUGAAGGUGUAUUCUUUGAAAGUAGCCACCUAGUUGUUGGAGAAGAUUCCUUCUCUGAUUGUUACAUAGAAUGCAUAAUAAGAGGUGAGUUUUCUGAACCCAUCCUGGAAGAAGACUCACUGAAGUCCCUUAACUACCAGGAAGAAGAAUCAGAACAAGAGCUUUCUCAACAGGUUCUUACUGCAAGCUCGCUUCUGGGGAAAUCCUUGAAAUGUGUGCAAAAAGGGGCAAAACAAGAACUUUCUCAGCAGACUGGAGAGAAUUCACAGCUUGAGUAUUCAGAGUAUGAGACAGGCAAGAAGCUUUCUCCUGGAGGAAUACCCAGCACUGAUGUAUCAGAUCCUAAACAGUUUGCAGAAUUUGCUAGAAAGAAGCCCACAAAAAAUAAGGAAUAUGAUGCUCCAGAAAGAAUUGUUUGUCCUCACAGUGGAUGCACAAAAAAGUUAAAGAAUAGAGCUUCCCUGAGAAGGCAUCUCCUCGUUCAUGCUCCCCGAGAUCAUGUAUGUGCAGAAUGUGGGAAAGCAUUCAAUGAGAGUGCAAAACUAAAAAGACAUUUUCUGGUUCAUACUGGAGAGAGGCCAUUUCGGUGUACUUUUGAAGGGUGCGGAAAACGUUUUUCCCUGGACUAUAAUUUGCGUACCCACGUACGUAUCCAUACUGGGGAGAAACGUUUUGUGUGUCCCUUUGAAAGCUGUCAUAAGAGGUUUGUCCAGUCAAAUAACCUGAAAGUUCAUAUGUUAACUCAUGCAAAGACCAACAAAAAUCCGUGAAAGAGAAGAUAGAAAAUAAUCCUUAAACAAGAUGAGCAUAUUAACAAAAUAGUGAUUUGGGGACAUAUGUACCUUAUUACUAUCUCCCAAAAGGAACUUUUUCAAGCAAUUACAACCCUACAUGGUAUAUAUUUUUUUAAUGUUACUACAAUGCUCCUAAAACUUAUGGUAUCAUUUUAGAACAUUUUAGAGCAUUUGCUAAAUGCUCAAUUUCCAACAGUGUAUUUCUAAUGGGAAGACCAGUAAUUAAUUUACUUCAAAAGCAUAAUCCUUAAUACAUUAUGAAUUGGAUUGCUAGAUUUUCAUAGGCUAUAAGUACGAAAUUAACUUUUUAAAGUGUGUAGUUGCGAAUUGUUUAGCUUUUGCCUUUUAGGAAUAAACUUCAUGCUACGUGUGAUAAUCAUAGAGAAUGAAAAUUUUGCUGUAGAUUGUCAAUAAGUAAAUGAGUAGUUAAACAUUUUUAAAAGAUAAAUAUUUUUUCAUCCUUUUUUAUCAUUGUAUGAAACUAUACUGAAAUCAUGUAGUUAGAUUUGAAUAGUUAUUUGGUAGUAUCAAUUCAUUUGAGUCCAUUUUAGGUAUUUUAAAAGGAAAUAAAACUCCAGAGAUGCUAAAUCUGGAUUAAAAAAAAAUCAGAGAAGUGUGCCUUGAAAAGAGAUACCAG
Messenger RNA from Herpailurus yagouaroundi (jaguarundi), 1942 nucleotides. RefSeq names its product ZFP42 zinc finger protein (gene ZFP42). Bases 370 to 1281 code for a protein of 303 amino acids. Gene Ontology annotation, cellular component: PcG protein complex; chromatin; transcription regulator complex. Lineage: Eukaryota; Metazoa; Chordata; Mammalia; Carnivora; Felidae. Gene Ontology annotation, biological process: regulation of transcription by RNA polymerase II. Gene Ontology annotation, molecular function: DNA-binding transcription factor activity, RNA polymerase II-specific; RNA polymerase II cis-regulatory region sequence-specific DNA binding. The record is from RefSeq and is a predicted model, not a curated record. The transcript is spliced from 3 exons.